CCAGCUCCAUCCUUUGAUUUUUCCUCCUAUUUAUCUACUGUUUGACUGUACAGACACUUCACCCGUCACUUAUUUCGCCACCGCUCCAGAGUAAACUGAUCGGCACCAGAUUCCAUGGAUUUUCCUCGUGGCCAUAACACCCACCACCACCACCACCCCCACCGCCCAGGUCCGGAAGAAGAAGUGUACCCACCCGCAGCACGGCCACAUCCACCUCCCUACUAUGAAAACGAGCCGCCGCCACCGCCACCACCAGUAGUCCACCAUCCGCAUCCAGCCCCUUACUAUGCAAACGAGCCGCCGCCGCCACCGCAAGUGACCCAUGUUCACCAUGGAGGAGGUGCCGGAGGACCACAUCCCCCAGAUUUCCGCAACGAUCCACCACCACCACCACCACCUGUUGUUGAGCAUGUUUCCCAUCACUCCUUUCAUCCCCACAUGCCUUCUGUUUUCCACCAUCACACCCAUCACUCAAAGAUCGCUGAUAAGCCUUCUGUCAGAGUUUACACUAAGGCAGAGCCUAAUUAUUCUCUUACCAUCCGUGAUGGAAAGGUUAUCCUUGCUCCUUCUAAUACAUCUGACCCUUUUCAGCACUGGAUCAAGGAUGAGAAGUAUAGCACCAAGGUGAAGGAUGAAGAGGGAUUUCCCAGUUUUGCACUGGUCAACAAAGCCACUGGCCAGGCCAUGAAGCACUCUAUUGGGGCUACUCAACCUGUGCAGCUAAUCCCUUACAAUCCUGAUGUUCUUGAUGAGUCAAUCUUGUGGACCGAGAGCAGGGACUUGGGUGAUACCUUCAGAACAAUUAGAAUGGUGAACAAUAUUCGCCUGAACGUGGAUGCUUUCAAUGGCGAUAAAAAUCAUGGUGGUGUACAUGACGGCACCGUUAUUGUUCUAUGGGAAUGGAAGAAAGGGGAUAACCAAAGAUGGAAGAUAGUGCGCUACUAAUAUUCGGACCUGCAGAAUGAAUCGGCCUUCUUUCAGCUACUCUUCCAUUUCUAUGAUCUGGAAGAAUGGGCUUCUUCUUUCAGGGCCUAAAUAUGUGUGUAAGGGAAUUAAAAUAAAUUGUUGAGAAGUUUGUUCUCUAGUAGUGACUUGUGUGUCUUGUAUUGUGCGUGUGAAAUAAUUGUGUUCAGCUUCCACUUGAAGAACCACUGGCAGCACGUCUUUUAAGAGGGGGCUAAAUUUAUAACAGUAUGUAAAAUGAUUUAAUAUAGUUCUCAUAUCUCGUAUACCCAUUGUCUUCUUUUUUUAACCAUUUUCAA
Molecule: messenger RNA, 1262 nt
Organism: Coffea eugenioides
Lineage: Eukaryota; Viridiplantae; Streptophyta; Magnoliopsida; Gentianales; Rubiaceae
Product: ricin B-like lectin R40G3
Exons: 4
Coding region: 115-945 (276 amino acids)
Source: RefSeq, a predicted model, not a curated record